Syngnathus typhle (broad-nosed pipefish) is the source of this 924-nucleotide messenger RNA. Its product is annotated as phospholipase A and acyltransferase 2-like. Lineage: Eukaryota; Metazoa; Chordata; Actinopteri; Syngnathiformes; Syngnathidae. The record is from RefSeq and is a predicted model, not a curated record. Gene Ontology annotation, molecular function: A2-type glycerophospholipase activity; glycerophospholipid phospholipase A1 activity. The transcript is spliced from 5 exons. Gene Ontology annotation, biological process: N-acylphosphatidylethanolamine metabolic process. Gene Ontology annotation, cellular component: cytoplasm. The coding region runs from base 101 to 658 and encodes 185 amino acids.
AGCAGUCCAACCUGCCUGAACACAACCCGUCGAACCGGCUGAGGCGGCGCCCGCACGCGCACGGCCACGCACGCACAAGUCGACCUCAAGCUACGCAGUCAUGGACCUGGAGACGCAGGCGGAAGAACCCGCCGAAACAUGUCAGAUUGAGGAGAUCACAUCAACGGCCAAAUUCGGAGACCUGAUUGAAUUCUCGUACCCGAUCGGCUACUCGCACUGGGGCGUGUAUGAUGACGACGGCCAUGUGAUCCACUUUGCCGUGGCAGAGGAGGGCCAUGUCUUGGGCAACAUCCGCACAUCACUCCAAAGCUGGUUCCCCGUCUGCGGUGACCUGCUACUGGGCGCCACCCGUAUUCGCCGGGUUCCGCUCGGCGAGGUCAACGUCCCCAAAGGCGUCCACAUCCUGAUCAGCAACAACCGGCACGCUUUCAAAGCGUCCUCGCCCGAGGAGAUAAGGCGGCGGCGGGACGCCCUGGAGGACGUGGAGCUGCCCUACAACCUCUUCUGGCUAAACUGCGAGCACUUUGCCACAUUUGUGCGAUACGGGAAAGCCAUCUGCAAUCAGAUUCCCACCAAGGCCAAAAACGAAGAGACCGAGUCAGCUACCAGCACCUUCCAGGAAAUCGUUGACUCCAAAGCCGACAAAGAGCCUUCCUAGCCACACACGCAACGCAUACAAUUGUGUCGAGAAUUUCAUCAAUAAAAGACAAUACAAAGUUAUAAUAGUAAAUCUACUCCCUUUUACCAUAAUGGUGAAGCAGUGAGCCUUUAGCUCCAGCAGAGGGCGCUGUCGUGGGUGUAAGAUCGCUGUGUUCCAACCAUCUACAAGACUGGAGUAAAACACAUGAUGUACUCAUCGGCUUCUUUUGGCCUUGACGGAGAUUCUAAUUCUCUGAUAUAAAUUAAAAAUAUAUUUUGUAUGCA